Eremomyces bilateralis CBS 781.70 is the source of this 1990-nucleotide messenger RNA. RefSeq lists its product as uncharacterized. The coding region runs from base 109 to 1881 and encodes 590 amino acids. Lineage: Eukaryota; Fungi; Ascomycota; Dothideomycetes; Eremomycetales; Eremomycetaceae. The transcript has 3 exons. The record is from RefSeq and is a predicted model, not a curated record.
ACGAAACACCGUUGUCGUUGUCGCAUCACCCAAACUCCAGACCACUAUCGCUGAAUAUUUGGAGAUGCAUACUUGACUAACACAUCAUUUGCCCCGUAUUCUUCGAAAAUGCCACAAAGACCCGAUUUCUCCGAGGCCUUGAAGCCCGAUGAACUUCGACAAGCCCUCCAAACCGCUCGACUGGAGCAAAACUAUGAGCAAAGCGUCAGCAAUGUCGAAAAUGUGGUCAAGGACGAAGAUAUCAGGAAUCUGCGCUUCCAAAUGCUGCUACUGGAGGACGAGAACGAACAACUGAACGAGCAGCUCCUAGAAGACGAGGAGAGGACCGAGGAUGUUCAACAACAAUUGGAAGAUUCCCUGGCGCGUUCUGAACAACUUGAUGCUCAAGUUGAGCGACUCUCGAACGACCUGCGCCAGAAAUGCCGUGAUGUCGAGACCAUGAGAGCCGAGAUACUGUCCCUACAAGGGGUCUCGACGGAUUCCACCAAAAUUCUGACUGAGAAGCUGGCACUCACGCGUGAGCUUUCGACGAUGAAACCCGAACUGGAGCAUUUGCGGGCACAAGCUGCCUCGAACCAGACAUUGCUUUCCGAGAAACUUGCCCUACAGCGAGAAGUCACCACUCUACAGGUCGAACUUGAAAACGAAAAGAAAGCAACCCAGCGCGUCUCCGCAAAGGCGUCCAAAACUGGUGCUAGCGACAAGGCGCAGAUCGAGCAACUCCGAGAGGAGCUUCAGGAGUCAAGGCAAGAGCACAAAGAUGCCGUGCGAGAGGCCGAGAAGCUUCGGGGGGAAUUGGAGGACCAGCGACGGAUAAAUCAAACAGCAAGUGAAAACGUCACAUCGGACACGUCACAGCUGGACGGUGUCAAGAAGGACCUUCAGAAAGAGAAGCGGGAGCGCGAAAAGGCUGAUAAGGCACUACAAAAGGGGCUGACGGAAUGGGAUGCACAGAAGGCCGUCUUGGAGGACAAGCUAAACGCGUUUCGGACCAAGCUUAAGUCCACCAAAGAAAAGCUUAAAGAGGUCGAGGGCAGCCUGGAGAAAGCGCAGAUCGCAGAGGAGGUUGUCAACAAGAAAGAGGCCAAGACAAAGGGCACCAAGCGGAAGUUGGCCCAUACUGAUCUCGAUCCCGAUGCUACCAUCGGUACUCCUGGAGAUGGCUUCCGUGCAAAGCGUGGCAAGAGAUCCACGCUUCCUGGUGACAAAUCCACCUUCUCCAUCACUCCGUUCCUGAAUCGAUCGACGAGCGUGCUGCCUGAGAGCCCUUCACCCAAUGCCACCCCCUCCGACAAUACCCAAUCGGAGCGGCCUGGAGAGUCACAAGACCAUGAAGAUCAAGAGCAGGAGAUAGAAACCCCGUCAGCGGUCGCGAAGAAGCCGGCAAAGAAACCGGCAAAGAAGCCGGCAACGAAACCGAAAGCGCUCGUCCCGGCCGGAGCAAAGGCGAACUCUAAACCCGCACCGUCGAGAACAAAAGCCCGCUUAUCAAAACUGGAAUCGGUUGCCGAGGAAGGGUCCGAGAACGAGGUCCUUCCGAAACUGGAUCAAUCCAUUCCCAAGUUGAAGCCCACCGCAGCCCCGGUACCGAAAGUCCGGAAAUCGCUCGCGUCCUUUGCCACCUUCAACGACGACCCCGCGAUGGAGAAGCGGAAAAAGCGAAAACUUCCAGGCAACGGUCUUGGCAAGACGUUGUUCGACGAAGAUGAUGGCAUCCCGUCCAAACCGAUCCCCGGGAAAGGUCUACUUUCAGGUCGGUCCUUGGCGAAGGGUGGGUUGUUUGGUGUCAAGGGAGGAAUCAAAGGUGGAUUCAUCACGUCAGAAGAUGGUUUCCAGUUCUCCCCUCUGAAGAAAGAUCGGAAGGGGGUUGCCGGAAAGUAGACUUUGUUCAUUGCAUAGUAAUGAUGGAAUACUUUGAAAGCAUGUCGGCUAGCUGAAUCAUGAUAGCAUAGGACUUUGUGGGUUGUUCGAUGAAACGUUCUAAAUCGUG